Molecule: messenger RNA, 1065 nt
Organism: Emiliania huxleyi CCMP1516
Lineage: Eukaryota; Haptophyta; Isochrysidales; Noelaerhabdaceae
Exons: 2
Coding region: 1-1065 (354 amino acids)
Biological process (GO): RNA stabilization
Molecular function (GO): RNA binding
Source: RefSeq, a predicted model, not a curated record
AUGCCCCGCUCACCCUCGUCCUCCUCGGUGUCCUCACUGAGCAAGACCGGCUCCGACUUUGACGGUAAGACCGACGGCCGCGCCAAGACCGACGGGCCCGCCAAGACCGACGCCUUUGGCCGCGCGCGCCGCGGGGGCGACCGGUCCCCCUCCGGCUCGCCCCCGCGCAGGCGGCGGGACGAGCGCGAGCGCAGCCGCAGCCGCGGGCGCCGUGGGCGCGUGCGGAGCCGCUCGCCCGAGCCGCGCCGGCGCGGCGGGUCGCCGCCGCGCGCGCGCGAGCGCGACGGCCACCGCGGCGGCGGCGGCGACCCGCGCGACGACGGCCCGCUCCCCGAGCUCGAGUCGGUGCACAGGGCGGAGGUGGUUCGGGUCGAGGCGUACGGCGCGUUCGUCGCGCUCUCGGGCUUCCGGCGGCAGGGGCUCGUCCACAUCUCGCAGCUCGCGAGCUGGCGCGUCGAGUCGGUCGAGGAAGUGGCUCGCGUGGGGCAGCGCGUGUACGUGCUUGUCCUCUCGACGGACAACGGCCGGCUCUCGUGCUCGAUGCGGAGGGUGGACCAGGAGAGCGGCGCGGCGAGGCCGGACGAGCCGCGCGGGCCCGGCGCCUCCUUUGCCGGCGGCGCCUACUCCGCCGCCGACCAGACGUACCCCGACCGGUCGGGCGCGCAGAUGGGCCUCAACCCGCUCGACCGGCAGGCGGGCGACGAGGCGGCCGAGCCGCGGCGCGGGUACGGCGGCGGCUUCGACCCGGAGCGGGAGGCGCGCUUCGCCGAGGCGCGACAGCGGCGCGCGAUCUUGGACAUGAUGUCGUCCACGAUGCCAGCGACGCGCCGCGGCAUGUAUGGCGCCUUGGCCGACUCCUUUGCGAUGCCGCCGGCCUUGUUGAUGAUCUUCGUGAGCUGCGCCUCGAGGAUCUCGUCGUGCUUCUGGUCGACCUUUGCGACGGGGGCGGUAGGCAGCUGGGUCAGUGCACUAAAUGCUGCAGCGACCGUAGGGCUGCGCACGCGGCGAGUAGCUCUUUGGCAGGUGACAGGGCAGGCGUGGUUCGACCUUUGCGAGAGCUCGUGA